Messenger RNA from Ostrea edulis (European flat oyster), 3652 nucleotides. Its product is annotated as nose resistant to fluoxetine protein 6-like. The record is from RefSeq and is a predicted model, not a curated record. The transcript has 16 exons. The coding region runs from base 34 to 2763 and encodes 909 amino acids. NCBI's taxonomy places the organism in Eukaryota, Metazoa, Mollusca, Bivalvia, Ostreida, Ostreidae. Gene Ontology annotation, molecular function: acyltransferase activity, transferring groups other than amino-acyl groups.
GCAAAACGCUCUCUCUCGAUUUCUCUUCUAACCAUGAAUCCGAUAAAAGGGGUACAUUUUGUGGUGCACAUUCUCAGUUUCAUAAUAGUCUGUAAUUUUGGAUCUGGGAGUGACCUCCGUUACCAAGACUACGCAAUUAAUCCAGUGGGAACUUUACACCAGAAAAUAGAGAGCCAAAAAGCUAUUGCACCAUUUCUAAGUUCCAAAGAGUUUUUAGAAUGGACGGAUCAAGUGAGUAAACACUCGCUACUAAAACGAGCGAAUCAGAUCAAGCUGGAUCCAAACGCCUUAAACAGUACUAAUCAGGAAAGCAACCAAACCGAUUUGAGCGGUCUCUUUCAGAAUCUUAUUUCAGAACUUUCAAACUUUACCGCUCCAGAGACAAACAACAGCUCCCAAAACAACAUUUCAAAUGGUGGUCUAGGGAAUGUCUUUCAGAACAUCCUUAACAAUUUUCUGGGAUCUUUAUCCUCUAAUGGCAAUUCCUCAGGCCCAAGCAAUGGUUCCCAAAACAACUCUUCAAAUGAUGGCUUUGGAAACAUCUUCCAGAAUAUUCUCCAGAAUCCUAACAUCGGUAAAUUCAUCGGCUCAAUGCUUGGUGGUGGAAACACCGGUGUCUCCUCCGGAUUAGACUUCGGGAAAAUCGCACAACAGCUGACUAGCGGUAACAUAGAUCCCAGUACUGCGGGGAAAAUGCUGAUGCUGUACCUGAAUGGAAUUGUGCAAUACACGAAUGCCUCUGCAAAUUGUCGGAGUGAUGUUGUCAGAGUGAUUUCUGGUCUGCAAUCGACACAACCAUGGGCACUGAAAAUGUUGGAUGCAUCAGCUAAAAUACCCACAGGUGUUAUGAACCUGGAUUUGAACUGGUAUGGCUCCUAUGACGAGUGUUACAGCGACGUCACAACUUUAGAAGCGUUCGGGAUUCUACCAACAACUCAACCCCCUGUCAAUGGACAAUAUUGCACCGUGUCCCUGAAUCUUCCACUACCGCCUGCGGUCAAAGGGUUUCUUUCGGCAAUGCAAAAUCCCGGCGCCAUCAAAGCAGGAAUGUGCUUCCCUAAGUCCUGCAGCAGUGAUGACCUUGUCAAGGUUGUCAAUGCAUUUCUGUCCAACAUACCGCUUGGCAAUAGCACAGUGACAGCCUAUCCAAUAAACUGCCCAACUCCAGUAGAGGAUGAUCAGCUGGAGACCAGUGACAAAAUAGUCGUUAUCAUCUUAAUUGUCUUUCUGAUCCUCAUCGUGACGGGAACGUUGUAUGACGUCAUCAUCGUUGUCUGGCCUAAAAUAAAAGGUUCACGUAAGGAGGCGGACAACGAGAAACCAAUCGACACUAGCAGUAACUCGUCUGACAGUAACUACAAACUCAGGGCGGAAAAUGGAGAGAUCCAAGUGAUCCAACAACCCAAACCUCAGAAUAAACACAAUCCAAGUAUCUUCGGGCGAAUUAUUCUGUCCUUCAGCGCCUACACCAACGGCAAGAAGAUUCUGGGUACUUCCCAACCCAAAGGAAGUCUAACAGCCGUCAACGGGAUCCGAUUUCUCAGUAUGAGUUGGGUCAUCUUGGGCCACACCAUUGCCUUCAUACUGGGCAAUACAUCCAAUUUUCUGACAUAUUACGCAGAAUUUCUCGGUCGUGUCUCGUCCCAGGCCAUUUUCAAUGCCUUGGUUGCCGUUGAUACAUUCUUCGUUCUCAGUGGUUUGUUGACUUCAUACUUGUUACUAAAACAAAUGAGCAAAACCAAGGGGCGGAUCAACUGGUUUCUCUUCUACUUCCAUCGAUUUUGGAGACUAACCCCAGUUUACAUGAUGGUGAUUGGCAUGUACGUUACAAUUUACCCCCACCUGAUUUUUGGACCCAAUAAAACCAAUGCAGAUGAGACUUGUAAGAGAGUAUGGUGGAAAAACUUUCUAUACAUCGACAACUUCUUUGGAAUAAAAGACUUGUGUUUGGGUUGGUCCUGGUAUCUGAAUAACGACAUGCAGUUCUACAUCUUAAGUCCACUAAUGAUUGUGCCAUUCUACUUUAAUAAAAUAGUGGGCGCCAUGGUCAGUGCCGUAUUUCUGCUGAUUUUUACCAUCACUCCUGGGGUGAUCAGUUAUGUGAAUAACCUCCCACUUCAUACGGAUGGUGGAGGACCAAAAGAUGCAGAUCGACUUUCUUUCUUCGAGGACUAUUACAUUGUUCCAUGGUGUCGUAUGGGGCCCUACAUUUGUGGUGUGAUCACAGGUUACCUACUCUACAUCACCAAAUGCAAAUGUCGAAUGAAUAUCUUUGUAAACCUGUUGGGGUGGGUAGUGGCGGCGGCCUCGGCCAGUGCUGUUCUGUAUGGUAUUUACGACACAGUGAAGCCUGAUAAUCCUGUUGAACUGUCUAAAGAGGUCACCGCCCUGUAUAACGCCGUCAACAGGACAGUGUGGGGUGCCGCUGUCUGCUGGGUCAUCUUCGCUUGUGCCACCGGCAAUGGCGGUUACAUUAACACCUUACUGUCGUGGAAAGCCUUUGUGCCUCUUUCUCGGUUGACUUACUGCGCCUAUUUGGUACAUCCCUUGGUCAUGUAUGUGUACUACCUCAACAGGAACUUCCCGUUCUAUUUGUCUGAUCUGGACUUCGUGUACAUCUUCCUCGCCAAUCUGGUCGUUUCUUAUGGAAUGGCCUUUAUCUUAUCCAUCACAUUUGAAUCACCGUUCAUGGGACUCGAGAAAGUCAUGUUCUCAAGUCGCGACAAAAAGGAGGCCAAAUAUCAGACCCCACAUCAAAGGUGAAGAUAACGAACAGUGAUCAAUCUCAUAACUCCUAUGAGCAAUACAAAAUAGAUAGUUGGACAAACACGGACCCCUGGAUACACCAGAGGUGGAAUCAGGUACCUAGGAGGAGUAAGCAUCCCCUGUCGACCGGUCACACCCGCCGUGAGCCCUAUAUCCUGAUCAGGUAAACGGAGUUAUCCGUAGUCAAAAUCAGUGUGCCAAGAACGGCCUAACAAUUGGUAUGAAACAUGUCGGACAGGAUUUUGACCCAAUGAUAGGUUGUAUUGACGAACUAGAUCGUUAUAACGACCAUAGAAUUUGCGAAAUGCUGACUUCAAUCGAGACUGUUGAAACCCCUGUACCAUCAACUUGUUUGUCAGUAGCUUGCCUCGAUUUAAAAACUGACUAUACGCAGAACACGCCCUUGCGUAUCGAAUCUGUUGAGAGAUAUAAACACCAUAUGCAGGUGAUAAUGGAAUAUUGCUAAAUAAAUAUUGGAAGCUGACGAUGGAGAAGCUGAAAUCAUCCCGUUUGUCAUACAGUUGAGUUGUCAGUUUACCGUUAAUGUCUACUUUCAAUAAAAUAUCUAAGUAUUAAGCAGAAGUGGACGACUCUGUUGUGUCUUUUAUUUCGAGCUCACAGGGAUAUAUCGAAUCGACAUAAGAAUGAAAGUUAUCAUUGUUAAUAGAUAAAAUGUCGAUAUAUCUAUGUGUCGAAUUGAAGGCCACAGCAAGAGAUUUCUUCUCCAUGCGUAUAAGUUUUUGAAUAAAUUCUGCUUCAUAUGAAUAUAGAAACAGGUCAGUUAAGAAAGGAGCAUAAUUCAUGCCCAUGGGAAUUCCAACAGAGUGUUGGAAAACCUGAUCACCAAAGACCACGAAGAUAUUGUCCAUGGGGAACUCUAGCAUAU